Cordyceps militaris CM01 is the source of this 1005-nucleotide messenger RNA. RefSeq lists its product as uncharacterized. The record is from RefSeq and is a predicted model, not a curated record. The transcript has a single exon. The coding region runs from base 1 to 1005 and encodes 334 amino acids. NCBI's taxonomy places the organism in Eukaryota, Fungi, Ascomycota, Sordariomycetes, Hypocreales, Cordycipitaceae.
AUGACCAAGCCCCGUCCCGCCGACGUCUUCUUCCUCAGCUGUCCCCGAACGCUGUCCAACCUGCUCGUCAAGCUGCUCUCGCAGCAGCGCGGCUGGGAGGCGUCGGGCUACCACCUGCACGCGGCCUACCUCUACGCGCUCGAGCACUUUAGCCCGUCCGUGUCCGCCUCGGCGGCGCCCGCCGCGCGCGCCGAGUACGUGCGGCAGCUGCGCGCGAGCUUUGCCGCGAUGGAGGCCGCGCGGGCGACUGCCCACCAAAACGUACCCUUCCCCCUUUCCCUCCCUGCCCCCCCAAUUCUAACAAGAUAUAUCCAGGGCAACGCCUUGUUCCUCAAGAGCCACUGCGCGCAGGUCUGGGCGCCGUCGAGCCUGUACGAGGCCACCAAGAGCGGCGCGUACGCCGCCGAGCUCACCCUCUCCGAGGCGGCGGCCCCGCCGCAGACCAACCCGACGAUGCUGACCGACAAGUACCUGCUCUCGUUUGUGCCCGUGUUUUUGGUCCGCCACCCGGCGCUCAUGGUCGACUCGUGGUGGCGCACCGAGACGCGCGCGGGCACGCCGCCCAACACGGCGCAGACGACGCGCGCGCGUGCGCACGGGCUCGGCCUCGCGCGGCAGCUGUAUGACUGGUACGCCGCGGCGGCGGCAGGCGGCGAUGGGCGGCCGGGGGAGCGGGGGGUGCCCCUCGUACUCGACGCCGACGAUGUGCUCGAGGGGGACGCGGUGCACCGGCUCGCGCGCGUCGUCGGCAUGGACCCCGCGCAGGUGCUCGAGAGCUGGGACGCCCAGUCGACCGACGGCCUCGCGCCCAUCCACAAGAGCUACGUGCAGGGCAUAUGGGAGUCGACGGGCGUGGACAGGUCCAAGAGCGCGCGCUGGCUGCAGCUGGAAGCCAAGUAUGCGAGCUGGCGCGAGCUGUAUGGGGCCGAGGUGGGCGACUACAUGGUGCGCUUGACGGAGAGUUAUUUGCCGGAUUAUGAAUACCUCAAGAGCAAGAAAAUGUAG